This is a messenger RNA of Hirundo rustica (Barn swallow), 1238 nucleotides long. RefSeq names its product nucleophosmin/nucleoplasmin 3 (gene NPM3). The transcript is spliced from 6 exons. Gene Ontology annotation, cellular component: nucleolus; nucleoplasm; cytoplasm. Bases 133 to 564 code for a protein of 143 amino acids. The record is from RefSeq and is a predicted model, not a curated record. Gene Ontology annotation, biological process: chromatin remodeling. Gene Ontology annotation, molecular function: histone binding; chromatin binding; RNA binding. Lineage: Eukaryota; Metazoa; Chordata; Aves; Passeriformes; Hirundinidae.
ACGGCCCUGCACGGAACGGCCCGGCUCGGUACGGCUCGGCACCACACGGCCCUGCACGGGACGGCCCGGCUCGGUACUGCCCUGCACGGCUCGCCCCGCUCCGCUCCGCUCCGCUCCCAGCGCCGCCGCCUCAUGGAGCUGCACGGACCCGCCUGCCCCGGCAGCGUCCUCUUCGGCUGUGAGCUGACUGCCAAUACCAAGUCCUACACAUUUCAGGUGGAUCAAGAAGAUGACUCUGACCACAUCUUAGCACUGUCUGUGGUCUGCCUCUCUGAUGGUGCCAAGGACGAGUGCAAUGUGGUGGAAGUUGUUGGGCGAAACCACGAGAACCAAGAGAUUGCUGUGCCUGUGGCAAAUCUGAAGUUGUCCUGCCAGCCCUUGCUGAAUCUGGACAACUUCAAGCUGCAGCCUCCCGUGACCUUUCGCCUGGCAGCGGGCUCUGGCCCGGUGCACCUCGCCGGCUGGCACAGGAUCAGGCACAGGGAAGAUGCUUCCUUUGAGGAUGAUGACUUGUCUGAGGAGGAUGAGGAGGAGCUUCCUCCUAUCAUGCCAGCCAAGAAGUAGAAGGAGGAAGCAGUAACUCAUCUCCAGGCCAGGUACUCACUAGGACUUCUCUCCCUGGAUGGUUUUUACCUUGGACACCUGUUGCCAGGACUUCAACAUUUGCGCCUUUUUUUUUUUUUUUAGUUUUUAAAAUGCUGUUUUAACCUUUUGGGGAGCAGGGUCUGCUCCCAGCACUGGGGUGUUUCCUUUCACACAGCCCUGGGAGGGUGAUCCCAAAACUGGAUGGAUGCUGCUGGUACAUCCCCUCUCCCCGAUCCCUGUUCUGGGAGUUGGGAAUGGAGGAGUCAAUCCUUACCCUGUGCCUUUUUGCUGUCCUGGACCUCUGCUCUGUGCACCCCCUUUCCCUGGCUGUGAAAUACUCAGUCCUGGCCCCUUCUCCAGCAGAUGGAUGUAAAGCCAGCUGUGGGGCAGGCACUUUCACUGAUUCUAGUGCGUUUGCUUUUGCUUACUCACCUUUUGGUGGUUUUUAUACACUUAGAAGUAUGAAAGUGGGGCCCAGCCUGUCUGAUAUAGGGGAGGUUCUGGGUCAAUCUGCAUUGUAAAGAGCUGUUCUUACACUCAAUAAAGAUCUCUCAGGCAUCAGGUCUGAAGAAAGGUCACUGCUGGCUGGCAGGUUCUUCCCAUGCACCGUUCAGCGGGGCAAGUUUGAGCUGUGACCUUUGCUGAGGAGUGUU